Molecule: messenger RNA, 1500 nt
Organism: Enterobius vermicularis (human pinworm)
Lineage: Eukaryota; Metazoa; Nematoda; Chromadorea; Rhabditida; Oxyuridae
Source: the annotation of a GenBank genome assembly
AUGCGUAAUACGAACAGACCCGGUAAUGCUAAAACGAAAGAAUGUGAUCUUUUAGUAGUAGGGGCUGGAUCGGCAGGUUUAGCAUGUGGCAAAAGGGCAUCUGAAUUAGGAGCAAAGGUGGUUUUGGUUGAUGCUGUGAACCCAUCGCCACACGGAACAACCUGGGGCCUUGGAGGGACUUGUGUGAACGUGGGCUGUAUUCCAAAAAAGUUGAUGCAUUUAGCUGCUCUAAAUGGCGAAAUAUUGAAAAAUUGCGGAAGUUAUGGUUGGAAUGGAGUCCGUAACUUAAAUUUAGACUGGUCAACAUUAAUAACCGCUGUUCAGAACAAAAUAAAAGCUACUAACUGGAUAUAUCGCGUACAGCUGCGAGAGAAGAACGUUGAUUAUGUGAAUGGGUUCGCAAGUUUUUUAGAUUCGCACUCUAUGUCAGUUAUUGGCGUCAAGAAAAAGUCGGAGCAUAAAAUCCUGGCAAAAAAUAUUGUAUUGGCUACCGGUUUGCGACCUAAGUAUCCUUCAAUUCCUGGAAGUGAACUUGGCAUUACUUCCGAUGACUUAUUUUCGCUGAAGUCUAAUCCUAAGAAAACCCUUGUUGUUGGAAGUAGUUAUGUCGGCCUUGAGUGUGCGGGACUUCUGCAAGCCUUAUGUGGAGAUGCCUGCCUUAUGAUCCGUUCAAUACCUUUAAGAGGAUUCGAUCAGCAGUGCGCAGAAAUGGUGCUUGCCGACAUGGCCUCAAGAGGCGUGAAGCUUUUAAAACAUAUGCAACCCACAGAAGUGGAGAAGGUUGAAAAUAACCGACUUAGAGUUACGUAUCGUUCAGUUGAUGGGAAGUCAGUCGGUUCAGACAUAUUCGAUACUGUUAUUUGGGCAGUUGGGAGAGAACCUCAACUUGCAAAAUUGCGCCUUCAUGAAGUUGGGAUAGAAAUUUCAGCGUCUAAUAAAAUAAUUGUUGAUCAGAUGGAUGAAACAUCUCUGAAGUCGGUUUAUGCUAUUGGAGAUGUAGCCGAGGGACGACCUGAGCUCUCUCCACCAGCUAUAAAAGCUGGGCAAUUUUUGGCCGAGCGUUUGUUUAAUAACUCUAAAAUGCAUGUGGAUUAUGAAAUGGUUCCUACAACAGUGUUUACUCCUUUGGAGUACUCUUCAGUUGGACUUUCGGAAGAAGCGGCAAUGAAGCGUUUUGGAGAGGAAAACGUUGAGGUCUAUCACACGUACUACGAGCCGUUCGAAUUCGUGAUUCCUCGAGACGAAAGAAGUAUAAGAAACUGUUAUGCAAAAGCGGUUACUGAACGUAAGCCGUCAGGUCGUGUUCUAGGGCUCCACUUUAUCGGGCCGAAUGCUUCGGAAGUUAUGCAAGGUUUCGCUGCUGCAUUUGCAGCAAAGAUUACUAAAGAACAACUGUUCAACACUAUUCCAAUCCAUCCGUGCUCAGCGGAAGAAAUAGUUAAAAUGACGGUUACAAAACGGUCGGGUGUACUUCCUGCCAUACCUAGCUGUUGUGGAUAG